This is a messenger RNA of Syngnathus typhle (broad-nosed pipefish), 892 nucleotides long. Its product is annotated as kappa-type opioid receptor-like. The record is from RefSeq and is a predicted model, not a curated record. Lineage: Eukaryota; Metazoa; Chordata; Actinopteri; Syngnathiformes; Syngnathidae. Gene Ontology annotation, cellular component: membrane; neuron projection. The transcript has 2 exons. Gene Ontology annotation, molecular function: neuropeptide binding; dynorphin receptor activity. Gene Ontology annotation, biological process: sensory perception of pain; neuropeptide signaling pathway; G protein-coupled opioid receptor signaling pathway. Bases 11 to 892 code for a protein of 293 amino acids.
GUACACCAAGAUGAAAACGGCCACCAACAUCUACAUCUUCAACCUGGCCCUGGCCGACGCUCUGGUCACCACCACCAUGCCCUUCCAGAGCACCGACUACCUGCUCAACACGUGGCCCUUCGGCCAGGUGCUGUGCAAGGUCUUCAUCGCCAUCGACUACUAUAACAUGUUCAUCAGCAUCUUCACGCUCACCAUGAUGAGCGUGGAUCGCUACGUGGCCGUGUGCCACCCGGUCAAGGCGCUGGACUUCCGGACCCCAGUUAAGGCCAAGGUCAUCAACGUGUGCAUCUGGAUCCUGUCCUCGGCCGCCGGCAUUCCCGCUUUUGUCCUGGGCGGUACGCAGACAAACCUCGGGAUCACCGAGUGCACCUUACAGUUCCCCGAGCCGUACGUGUACUGGGACACGCUCAUGAAAAUGUGCGUGUUUGUCUUCGCCUUCGUGGUGCCGGUCCUGAUCAUCACCGUGUGCUACUCCCUGAUGCUCCUCCGCCUCAAGAGCGUGCGCAUGCUGUCCGGCUCACGGGUGAAGGACCGCAACCUGCGGCGCAUCACCCGGCUGGUGGUGGUGGUGGUGGCUGUAUUCGUGGUGUGCUGGACCCCCAUCCACAUCUUUAUUCUGGUUAAGGCGCUGGCCAGCGUGCCCGAGACCACCGCCAUCAUGGCCGCCUACUUCUUUUGUGUGGCGCUGGGCUACACCAACAGUAGCCUCAAUCCCAUCCUCUACGCUUUCCUGGAUGAAAACUUUAAGCGCUGCUUCAAGGACUUCUGCGUCUCAGCUAGGCUAAGGCAGCAGAAGGCGUCCAGGAGCAGGAAGGCGGCAGCGGCACCGGAGGCCGUGGGCGAGGCCGCCGUGCCCCUCCGCAACCCGGAUGAGAACAGUAAGGCCACAUGA